Molecule: messenger RNA, 1851 nt
Organism: Lycium barbarum (goji berry)
Lineage: Eukaryota; Viridiplantae; Streptophyta; Magnoliopsida; Solanales; Solanaceae
Exons: 6
Coding region: 1-1851 (616 amino acids)
Source: RefSeq, a predicted model, not a curated record
AUGAACAAUGUAUCUGGAAAAAUAUGGGCUUUCAUUGAUGAGGAGUAUGAAGUCACAGUGUUAAUGGACACUGACCAGCAACUUACUUUGAAAUUAUUCAAUUGGAAUACUGAUUUUGAUAUGAUAGUCACUUUAGUUUAUGCUAAGUGUGACAAAAGUGAGAGAAUUGAACUGUGGGAUUCCAUGUAUAAUCUUGCAUCAGACAUGACUCUUCUUUGGCUGGUUGGUGGAGAUUUCAAUGUCAUUGUAGAGGAGGAGGAGAAAUAUGGUGGCUUACCUGUAACUUUGAAUGAAGUAGAGGACUUCAGACAUUGUAUUCAGUCCUGUAAUCUUAGUGACUUGGGUUAUAAAGGAAGCAUUUUCACCAGGUGGAAUGGAAGGGCUGCAGAUGAAUAUGUGUUCAAGAGGCUAGAUAGAUGCCUUGGAAAUUUUGAACUGCAACAGCAAGUUCCAAGUCUGGAUGUUAGUCACUUAAUCAAGUUGGGGUCUGAUCACUCUCCACUUCUAGUAGAAUGUAAACAGGAGCUUGUGAAGGACAAUUGGCAGACAGAUGUGGUGGUCAAUUCUUUCAUGACCUUUAAUGUCAAGCUUAAGAAGCUGAAGAAGGUGUUGUCUCGGUGGAGUAAAAUAACAUAUGGUGAUUUCUUCCAGAAUAUCACUAAUCUUGAAGAAGUCAUCAAAGCUCAUGAGGCAUUGUUUGAGGCAGAUCCUUCAAAUGCCAAUAGGGAGAAGCUUCAAAAAGUGCAAGCUGAGAUGACAAGAGCAUUUCAUAUAGAGGAGGAAUAUUGGAAACAGAAAUCAGGCAUGACAUGGUUCCAAGAAGGAGAUAAAAAUUCUAUAUUCUUUCAUGCACAUUUAAAGGAAGGAGGAAAAGAUGAACAUAAUGAAGAAUCGACUGCUGAUCCUACUAUGGAAGAAGUCAAGCAUGCAGUUUUUGGCUUGAAUGAUACAAGUGCUGGAGGGCCUGAUGGUUUUACAGGCAUGUUCUUUCAAUCAUGUUGGGAAAUUUUUGGAGGGGAUAUAUUCAGCAUGGUUUGGGAUUUUUUCAGAGGACAUGAACUUCCAAGGUACAUAACUCACACAAAUCUGGUGCUGUUGCCUAAGAAGCAGAAUGUGCAGACCUUUGAAUCAAGCAGAUUUUGUGAAGGUAGGAGUAUAGUAGAGAAUAUCUUGUUGACACAGGAGAUUAUUACUGAUAUUAGACUCAGAACCAAGAAAAGGAAUCAGGUUGUACCUAAUGUAGUGAUGAAACUAGACAUGACAAAAGCCUAUGAUAGGCUGUCAUGGAUAUUUCUCACAAAAGUGAUGAGGAAAAUGGGAUUUUGUGAGAUGUUCAUAAGUUUCAUAUAUGAACUAGUUGGGAAUAACUGGUAUUCUGUGCUUAUCAAUGGCCAACCACAUGGUUUCUUUCACUCAACUAGGGGUGUUAAGCAGGGUGACCCUUUGUCGCCUACAAUAUUCAUCAUAGCAGCUGAGAGUCCAAAAAUCAAUCAUCUUGCCUAUGCAGAUGAUACCAUCAUUUUCAUAUCAUCAUGUGAGAUUUCACUUGGCUUGAUCAUGAGGGUCUUGACUGAGUAUGAAGUAGCCUCAGGACAGUUGAUCAACAAAACAAAGAGUUCUGUGUACUUACAUGAUAGGGUAGAAGAUGAGAUAUUUCAAAAGGUGGAAAGGGUAACUGGUAUUUCUAAGAAGGAGUUUCCUCUGAUAUACCUUGGCUGCCGUAUAUAUUACAGCAGGAGUAAGAUGGAAUUCUACUCAGAACUGCUGGCAAAGGCAAUGCCUAUGCACAUAUUGGCAGCUGUGGAUCCACCAUCUUUUGUAAUAGACAAGCUGCACAAGAUCUUUGCUUAG